Messenger RNA from Cladophialophora immunda, 1218 nucleotides. RefSeq lists its product as uncharacterized. Gene Ontology annotation, molecular function: hydrolase activity. The record is from RefSeq and is a predicted model, not a curated record. The transcript is spliced from 2 exons. Bases 276 to 1121 code for a protein of 281 amino acids. NCBI's taxonomy places the organism in Eukaryota, Fungi, Ascomycota, Eurotiomycetes, Chaetothyriales, Herpotrichiellaceae.
CUGCUAUUCUCGGCGUUUUUGGAUAGGUUCCGAUACAUUUUCAAAAUAAGAGCUGCGACGACUGCGUUGUUGUGAACAAUUCAUACAGUGUACCUAGUAGUCUCAGUGCAGCGCAAGUACCGAGUGAGCGAGCUCCUUCUGACGUACACCCUGUCACCCCCUCGUUUCUCCAAAUCCAUCAUCCGUCUUUCAACUGAAGUCAUUGACUGAUCCCCCAAGACAAACACGCCACCAACGCAUCCACCUCAAUCCCUUCUCUGCAACGGCCCGGAUCAAUGACAGGUCGACUCAGACUCGCUGCUCUCACAAAACAGCUUUCAUCCGCCUCCCAAUACCUCUUCGGUACCUCCAAAAGAACUCUUGCCAGCAUGUCACAAACACCAUCCGCCGCCUGCUGCAACACCCCGGCUGUUGUGAGCAAAGGCUAUAAAGAGAAGGGGAACUGGAUCACCGUCGACGGGAUGAAGACAUACAUGACAGGGCCUUCCUCUGCAAGCCAAGGCAUUCUGGUCGUCUACGAUAUUUUUGGGUUCUUCCCUCAGACGCUGCAAGGCGCCGACAUCCUUGCACACGCCGAUAAGGAUCACCAGUAUCAGGUCUAUAUGCCGGACUUCUUCGAGGGCAGCCCGGCCGACAUUUCCUGGUACCCGCCAGACACAGAAGAGAAAGGGAAGAAAUUGGGCGAGUUUUUCCAGACCUCUGCUGCCCCUCCAAAGACAGUCGAGCGGGUCAAGAGGGUGAUGGAAGAGUUGAAGUCAAAGCAUCCCGAUAUCAAAAGUUGGGGAGUUGUUGGGUACUGCUGGGGUGGCAAGAUUGUAAACCUUGUAUCCGGACCCAACACAGUCUUUAAAGCAGCUGCAACCUGCCAUCCCGCCAUGGUCGACCCGAACGACGCACCCAACGUCACCAUCCCCAUGCUUAUGAUUCCUUCCAAGGACGAAGAUCAGGCCGCUGUCGACAAAUACGAGGCGAAUCUCAAGGUACCCCACCAUGUAGAAUGGUUCAAGGACCAAAUCCACGGGUUUAUGGCCGCGAGAGGUGACCUCGAGAAGGACGAUGUCAAGGCGGCCUACGAGAAGGCUUAUCAGCUUCUGUUGGAUUUCUUCCACAAGCAGCUCUGAGGUGUGGAAUCAUUAAGAGGCUCUGUCCGCAGAUUGAUCACGAAAUACAUAGCUGCAGAUUUAAUAGCAAACCCGGUAUGAAAAGAUUUAUCAGAUA